Molecule: messenger RNA, 648 nt
Organism: Aspergillus nidulans FGSC A4
Lineage: Eukaryota; Fungi; Ascomycota; Eurotiomycetes; Eurotiales; Aspergillaceae
Product: protein stcT
Exons: 2
Coding region: 1-648 (215 amino acids)
Biological process (GO): sterigmatocystin biosynthetic process
Source: RefSeq, a predicted model, not a curated record
AUGCCGUUCGGCACUCUGUACACUCGCCCGUUCAACCCGCGGUCGCUGGCGAUUCUUGCGAUUGCAAAAGCGAACAAUUUGCCUCUGAAAAUCAAGACCAUCACUUCAUUCAAAGAUGCUACCGAAGAGUAUCUCCAGCUCAACCCUCUAGGCAAGAUUCCUACGUUUGUGGGGGCCGACGGCUACGUAUUGACGGAAUCUAUUGCUAUUGCUCUCUAUGAUUCAAAUACGACUUUACUUGGGACUACCGGACAAGAAUAUGCCUCCAUCAUUCGCUGGAUGGCCUUCGGGAUCACCGAAAUCCUCCCAGCGUUAGGGGGCUGGUUCAACCCGCUCAUCGGACGAGCCAACUUCAAUGCUGACAACAUAUAUCAAAGCAAAGAUGACACUUUAGCACGGCUAAAGAUUCUUGACAACCAUCUUUGUGGGCGAGAGUACUUGGUCGGGGAAACCCUCAGCCUAGCUGAUCUGUUUGUGCUCGGGAUUGUGCAGGGCGCAUUCCGGUUUUUCCUUGAUAAACGCUGGAGGGAUGAGCACCGCAACCUAUCUACCUGGUUUGAGCGUGUGCAUGCUUUGCCUAUUGUUGUUGAUGUUGCUGGGCCUCCGGUGCUGGCAGAGUAUGAAAUGCCGAUUCAGCCGCCUAAGUGA